Mirounga angustirostris (Northern elephant seal) is the source of this 4656-nucleotide messenger RNA. RefSeq names its product zinc finger protein 133-like. Bases 1375 to 3294 code for a protein of 639 amino acids. NCBI's taxonomy places the organism in Eukaryota, Metazoa, Chordata, Mammalia, Carnivora, Phocidae. The record is from RefSeq and is a predicted model, not a curated record. Gene Ontology annotation, biological process: regulation of DNA-templated transcription. The transcript is spliced from 2 exons.
GCGACCCGAGCGCGCGGGGCCAUCGCUGGGCAUCCCCUCCCUCUACAGCUCGAGAGACAGCGCAGCCUCCGGCCUCGGGAGCAGCGGCGCCCAGCGAUCCCGGGCAGGGCUCUCCUAGGCCGCCAGUGACAUCACUGGCGAAGCGGAUUCCAGGCACCCGGCUCCUGGUUUUGAGAGUGAUGUGGGUCGGUUAGUCCGUCUCUGUCUGUCGGCCGCUGAAGAGGGUCCAUCGUCGGUUUCGCACCGCAGAGCGACAGGACCCGGAGGAGGGGGGAGAGCGGAGGCAGCGGGGGAAGGAGGACCCCGGCCGGGGCACCGCAUGCAAGCCCCGCGCACUUCCCGCUGCCCCCGCAGCCGGCGCUGGGCCUCAGCACCAGGAAUACUUCUGCUGUCAGUUAGACUAUAAAAGAAGAGAAAAAGCUUUGUUCUAAUGGUAACAACAAGAAAAAUAGACAAAAAGUAUAAGAAUCAUAUUUUUCUAUGAAGUAGAGAAGAGUGGAGGAUUGAAAGAAGCUAAAUGAACUGAAUUUUAUAGAGAAACAAACCCUUCAGAGAAGAGGAGAGAGCAGUAGCUACUUCUUUCUGAGGGUCAUUGCCAGGUUUGGAUUCAGAGUACCAUGGGAGGAGUGAGGAUGCCGAGAGCUAGUUGAAAUGGACUGUAGAUUGGAGGAACCCCAGCUCAGCCAAGUAAUUGUGCCUCUCUCCCCACCCCACCCUUGAGAAAAAACAGUGGAUAAAGACCUGGUAAGUAAAGAGAAGUCACCCAGUCUUGGCCAUUCUCUAAAUGACUGGAUUCCAGAACUUUGUGGAAUUGAAACCAGUAACAAAGCAAGCCUAUCUGAAAAUGCAGCCAAGUCUUCCAGCUCAAGUAUGGACACCACUGAAAGCUAGCAGAACAUAGCAGAGAUCAGACUAGAGUAAAAAAUUAGACUCAUACUUAUAUAACCCACUGGUUUCAACAAGCACUUCAAAGGGAAAAGAGAAGCCUCUUUAAGAAAUGUUGGGAAAACUUCCUUUCCAUACGGAAAAAAAAAAGAACUGAUCUCUAUUAUAUGCCAAACACAGAAAUGAAUUUGAGAUAGAUCACACCCUUCACGUAAAAGCUAAAAUUAUAAAACUUCUAAAAGAAAGAUAGGUGAUGUAGGAGUCUGCCUCUAAUCUGUCAUCCCUUACAGUUGUUGUACCUGCCGUGGGACAGACACUGCAACUGUGUCCCCACCAGCUGUAGCCUCUCUGUCAGUGACAAGUCCCCACAUCCGGGAGCUACACAGACAUGUAGACACUGCCCUGGGGGUAGUUCCUGCACAGGAGCCAAAGCUGAGCUGAGACAAGACCUCACUUUUCUCCAGGGAGACCAUUCAGGAGACCAGAAAAAUGGCCUCGGGGCUAAGAGCCAGGAGAGAAUCGGCCUUUGUGUCAUUCCAUGAUGUAGCUGUGGACUUCACCUGGGAAGAGUGGCGGCUGCUGAGCCAUGCUCAGAGGAUGCUGUACAGGUGUGUGAUGCUGGAAAACUACAACAACUUGGUCUCCCUGGGAACUCCAUUUCCCAAGCCAACACUUGUCGUUCUGCUAGAGCAGGGGGAAGAACCCUGGAAGGAGGAGAGUGAACAUCUGCCCAGCCCCUGUUCAGCAGAUGCAAAGCCAGAAAUCCAACUUGAUUCCUCCUCCGCUCUGGACUUCUGCAGUCGGCCAGUAUGCCAACACGUGCUACAUGAUCAUUGCCUUCUGAUCUGCCCGGGCUUGCUAGCAGGCACUCUCUGCCCAGCCUAUCCGAAGCAGAAGCAGCAACCACUUCCUCACGAAAGCUUCCGCAAUGACAAAGUGGAAGGUGAAGACAGAGAAAAGGGCUCCAAGUCAUUGUUUGAGAGGACAAGGGGCGGGUUUGCCUCCAGAGCUUUCUGCAGCCCACCUGGCAGACAGCUAAUAAGCUUGAGGGAAGGCAAGACAGUGGUGGAAAUAAAGCUCAGCUCAGCUGAGAAGGCAAGCCGUUUAGAAACAGACAAAGUAUUAAAGUGGGUUGAUUUCUCAGGAUUUGAAGUAGUGAACUGUGGAAAUUGCGGGUUAGGCUUUAGCCAGAAAUCAGCACUCUUUGUUCAUCAGAGGACCCACUCAGGAGGAAAGCCUUAUUUUUGCAGUGAGUGCGGUAGAAGCUUCAGCUAUAAAUCAGCUCUCAUCACACACGAGAGAUCACAUACGGGGGAGAAGCCUUACCUCUGCACGGAGUGUGGGCAAGCCUUUAGCCAGAAGUCAAACCUAGUCACCCACAAGAUGGCACACUCUGGGGAGAGGCCUUUCGCAUGUGAGGAGUGUGGACGAAGCUUUAGCCAGAAGUCGACCCUCAUCAGACACCUGAGGACACACUCGGGGGAGAAGCCCUUUGUGUGCCAGGAGUGUGGGCGGGGCUUUCGGGAUAAGUCAAACCUUAUCACACACCGAAGGACCCACUCAUGGGAAAAGCCUUAUGUGUGCAGAGAUUGUGGGAGGCUUUUUAGAGACAGAUCAACUCUCAGCAAACAUCAGAGGAUUCAUUCAGGGGAGAAUCCUCAUUUGUGCACUGAAUGUGGCCGGAGCUUUAGUCAGAAAUCGUACCUCAUAAAACACAAGAGGACACACUCAGGAGAGAAGCCUUUUGUGUGUUGGGAGUGUGGACGGGGCUUUAGUGAUAAGUCAAAUCUUACCACACACCAGAGGACACACUCAGGAGAGAACCCCUAUAUGUGUGCAGAGUGUGGUCGAGGCUUUAGUGUUAAGUCAGCUCUCAUGACACACCAGAGGACACACUCAGGAGAGAAGCCUUACGUGUGCCAAGAAUGUGGGCGAGGCUUUAGACAUAAGUCAACUCUUGUUGCACAUCAGAGGACGCACUCAGGAGAGAAGCCUUUUGUGUGCGGGGAAUGUGGGCGAGGCUUUAGACAGAAAUCACACCUCAUCAGUCAUCAGAGGACACACUCCGGGGAGAAGGCUUAUGUCUGCACUGAGUGUGGGCAAGCCUUUAGCCAGAAAGCAAAUCUAGUCAGGCACAAGAUGGCCCACUCAAGGGAGAAGCCCUUUGUGUGCAGGGAGUGUGGGAGAGGCUUCAGCCAGAAGUCAGCUCUCAUAAGACACCAGAGGACACAUUCUGGGGAGAAGCCUUUUGUAUGCAGGGAGUGUGAACGGGGCUUUAGUGAUAAGGCAACUCUCAGCACACAUCAGAGAACACACUCAAGGGAAAAACCUUAUAUCUGUAGUAAGUGUGGGGAAGGCUUUAGGCUGAAAUCACUCCUUAUUAGACACCAGAGGACACAUCUGUUAUAAAGAAGCUUCAUGCACAAGGAGUGUAAGCAAGGCUUUAGUAAUAAAUCAGAUCAUACCUCAUCAUGCAAGAAGAGAGAACUUUAGGGGAAAUCUCAUGUGUGCAAAGGGUGGGACUUCAGAGAUACUAACUUUCAUCAGACGACAGGAGAAGACCUACCUGUGUAAAACAAUGGUCUUCAAUUAGAAGCAAUUUUAUCCCCUGCCUAGGUGACAGUUGGUGAAACCUAGAGACAUUUUCUUAUCGUCACAACUGGGAGGAUGCCACCGGCGUAUAGUGGACAGAGGCCAAGGAUGCUGCUAAACAUGCUAUGAUGCACAGGACUGCCUCCCACAACGAAAGUCUCUCACCCUGUAAGACUUGGAUCCCUUUAAGGCUAGCUUGGCUCCCAGAUCCCUGCCAUUGGCUCAAAAGAAAAUUUCUUACACUCUCCUGUAGCUGAGUCUCCUGCCCAGACCUCCAUCCUCCUCCCUCUCCUUCAAUCCAGAUCUAAUGCCUCCCCCUGCCUUCUUUAACUCUUUCCAUUUAUUUUCUCAAAUAUGGUUUUCCCAAUAGCCUCUUGCACAUCUAGUCCCAUCCUCUUUUUCAGAAGACUCCAACUCACACAAUCACAAGGAGAGAAUGGUAACUCUACAGCGAAGCAACUUGGCCCACACCGCCAUAACAAAGUUAACCACUAACAUUGAGACAGAUUGUCGUCAUAAGCCUCCUAAUAGGAUUCACUGAAAAAGAUACCAUAUCAUUUUUAAAAUAUAUUUCUGCCAAAAAAGCCAUUACUUAAGUCUUGUCAUGAGAAGUCAUUAAAUAAACUUAAGUAAUAUUUUACAAAACAACUGUCCUGUACUUUUUAAAAAUAUCAAAGCCAGGAAAAACACAAAAAGGCUGACAAACUUGCAGAUUAUAGGAGACUAUGGAGACAUGGCCAUACAACGCUUGAUACAGGAUUGGAUUGUGGACUUUAAAAAGUAUAGUCACGAAAGACUAUGGACUGGACGAUACUGCUUAAUCGAUGUUAAAUCAAUGAUAAAUGCAGCAUACUGUGGUCAUCUUUGCUUUGAAAAUAUACAAGUCAGUGUUUAGGGUUAAAAAGAUACAAUGACUCCAACUUAUUCACAAAUUGUUCAGGAAAAAAGUGGUCUGAAAAUGUUCAUAGAAAACAAAAUGAAUACAUAAAAUACAAACACAUUUUCCAGGAGCUGGGGAGAGAAAGACAGACAGACAGACAGACGGAGGGAGAAAGAGGACACAAGUGGAACAAGUCUGAACCAUUGGUAAAUCCAGUUAAAAGGUAAAAGCAGUGCCUUAUAUUAUUCUUGCAACUUUCCUCUUUUUGAUAUUGUAUCAAAGUAAAAACAUAAGCAAAA